This is a messenger RNA of Rotaria sp. Silwood2, 2328 nucleotides long. Lineage: Eukaryota; Metazoa; Rotifera; Eurotatoria; Philodinida; Philodinidae. The record is from the annotation of a GenBank genome assembly.
AUGGAGAAUCACACAAAAAAUCAUCAAUCGUGGUCGAAUUCUUUUCUGGAUCCUUAUCCGACAUUUGGAACUCGAUAUGCACUUGAAAUGCUUCAUUCACUUGGUUCCUUAUUUGAUAAUAAAUAUAUAACGAAUGAAUCUCUUCGAACAAUAAUGAUCGACUUGGCUAAUCGAGACGAUAAGUGCUUUUACAAAUUAGCUCUUAAUGCAUAUCAAAACCUUCAAAAAAAUGAAUCACUCGAUUUAAUGACUAUUUUUAAUGAAGAUGAAUUUGAAUACAAUAAAUAUGAUUUAUUCAAGUUCGAUGAGGAAAAACAAGAAAAAGAUCAUCUCUACUGUGAUGUUAAUGUUGUUCAUGUCACACCGUCUUCUAUAAAAAUUAUACCACGUGAACGAACUCAAGGUCAUCGUGCUCUACGUCAUCGUAUCUUCAAUGAUGUCGAGGAUUUUUGUUUGGUAUACUUUAAGCCCGAUAAAGCAGGACAAUAUAUUAAUCAAUGUCGAUCUUACGAGAUGGUGUUGAGAUCUGGUAUUCGUAUAUGUAAUAUUCGCUACCAUUUGUUGGGUGCAUCCAAUUCGCAACUACGUGAACAUAGUUAUUGGUUUGUGAAAGCUGAAUCUUACAAUGAAAUUGAUCAAAAACGAAAACAAUUGGGUGAUUUUAGUCAGAUUACUAAUGUUGGAAAAUAUGUCGCACGUUUAGGUCUUUGGUUUAGUAAGAGUACUCCAACAGGAAUCAUACUCAAUUAUACUGAUGAUUUUGAUCGACGGGUUCAAAAUGGUGAAUAUUGUGUUACAAAGAUCGAUGAUAUUGAGCGUAACGGUCAUUGUUUUACAGAUGGUAAUGGAUUUAUAUCAAAAGGUUUAGCAAGAAUGGUGGCCAAAAAACUUGGUUGUCGCAUUAAAACUAUAAAUCAUGAUAUUUAUCCGUCUGCUUAUCAAAUUCGAGUGGCCGGAUGUAAAGGUCUUGUUGUUAUUGAACCACAGUCAACACUGGAUCAAUUUUAUAUCAAAAUUCGUCCAUCGAUGAAAAAAUUCGACUCAGAUGAUUGGACUUUGGACAUUUGUGAAACUAGCAAACCAACUCCGACCAGACUCAAUAAUCAAAUUAUUAUCAUUAUGUCCGAUCUUGGUGUACCCGACGAGACUUUUCUUCGUCUACAACGCAAGUGGUUUGAGGAUAAAGAACGACCACCAAACGUUAUGGAACAUCUUUUGAAAAAUAAGUUACCAUUACCAGUGAACGAAUGUCGAUAUAUGUUUGGUUGUGCAUUCGAAACUGUUCUUGAACCAGGACAAUGCUUUAUUCGAUAUCAGAGUGUGGACAACGAUGGAAAACCAUUGAAAGAACCUCGAUUUGAAACUGUUGUCGGACGAGUCAUUGUUACGAAGAAUCCUUGUCCUUAUGCCGGUGAUAUGCUUGUAUUAGAAGCUGUCGAUUGUCCUGAACUUCAUUGUGUAACUGAUGUCAUCGUAUUUUCGACUAAAGAUGAACGACCCGAUCCAAAUAAAAUUGCCGGAUCCGAUCUAGACGGUGAUCAAUAUUUUGUUUAUUGGGGUCAAGAUUUACAAUUGUCUCGAAAAACUGAACCACUCGAUUAUACAUCAUUUGUAGCAAAUGUUCCUUCAAACCCUAGAUCUAUCACUUAUGUCGAUGUGAUAAAGCAUUGUUAUUCAUUAGUGGGUGCUACAAGCUAUGGUGAAAUUUAUAAUUUACAUGCAACUGUUGUUGAUAAAAAUCUAGAAAAUUGCGAACAACGUACAUGUCAGAAAGCCGCUCUUGAACUUGCGACUAUGUUUUCAGCUGCCAUUGAUUCUUCCAAAACGGGUUAUAUCAUUGAUCGAAAACGUCUAAGUCAAAUUCGCAAAUCAUAUGGUACAAUAUAUCCAGAUUUUCUAAUGAAAGCUAAAUCAUACGAAUCUCAAUCCAUUGCUGGUAAACUUUAUCGGCAAGCAAUCGAAUACAAAAAUGCAAAUCUCGACAGAUUUCGAAAUCAAACCAUGGAUUUACGUACAGAUACUUAUAAUAAUUUUCAAAUGAAGAAUAUUCGUUCAUAUGUCGAAAUACGUACUGCAUUGAAAAUCGAUCCACAUAUUAUUUAUCAAGAAUUGAAAUAUUUUUGUGGUGAUAAAGUUCCAGAUGAAAGUAGAAUAGCAAAAUGGGCUGCAGUUUAUAAAAAGAAGAAUGGACAAAUUGAACUAUUCAAUGAAUAUAAAACAGUAGAUCAAAAUAGCCAUUUGAUACAGUUGAGUACUACACUCACAUUAUCACUUUUCUGUUCUUAUCUUCUUUUACCUUGUCUCGCUGUGUUUUGGCUUAUAUUUUAG